Messenger RNA from Oenanthe melanoleuca, 2123 nucleotides. It is a transcript of the gene SH3RF2, whose product is annotated as SH3 domain containing ring finger 2. NCBI's taxonomy places the organism in Eukaryota, Metazoa, Chordata, Aves, Passeriformes, Muscicapidae. Gene Ontology annotation, cellular component: nucleoplasm. Gene Ontology annotation, molecular function: ubiquitin protein ligase activity; protein phosphatase 1 binding. The record is from RefSeq and is a predicted model, not a curated record. Gene Ontology annotation, biological process: negative regulation of apoptotic process; protein ubiquitination; positive regulation of JNK cascade. The transcript is spliced from 8 exons. The coding region runs from base 99 to 1943 and encodes 614 amino acids.
CCUCCUCGCCCUCCGGGCAGGAUCGAGCCCCGCUCUGCCCCGGUGGAUGCGGGCUGUGGACGCCCCGGCCCCGCUCCCGCAGGGGCUCAGCGCUGAGGAUGGAUGACUUGGCUCUGCUGGAGCUGCUGGAGUGUCCCGUGUGCUUUGAGAAGCUCGACGCCUCCGCCAAGGUGCUGCCGUGCCAGCACACGUUCUGCAAGCCGUGCCUGCAGAGGAUCCUCAAGUCGCAGAAGGAGCUGCGGUGCCCCGAGUGCCGGACGCUGGUGCUGGGCAGCAUCGAGCAGCUGCCCUCCAACCUGCUGCUCAUUCGCCUGCUGGAUGGAGUCCGGUGCGGGCAGAAGGUGGCCAGGUUCGGCUCGAUGCAGAGGUCGGGGGUCCUGUCCUCGCCCGCGUCCCUCAGGAGGGUGCCCCGGGGGCUGCAGCUGCAGCAGCAGCGGCUGGCAAACAGCGCCAGGAUCCUCGCGGACGGGGUGCCCCGAGCCCGGGCGCUGUACACGUUCAGGGGCCACAACCCCGGCGAGCUGCGCUUCAACAAGGGCGACACGAUCGCGCUGCUGCGGCGGCUGGACGAGCACUGGUACCUGGGCGAGCUGCGGGGCAGCAGCGGCGUGUUCCCCGCCAGCUCCGUGCAGGUCAUCCAGCCCCUGCCCCUGCCCCCCGGCAGCCCCGCUCAGCUCCUUCAGGCCACCAAGGGCCACUGGUCGCCCCAGCCCAAGGGCUCAGCCCUGGCAGCGGCGUCCCCCAAGGGCAAGGGCGGCUCGGGGCGGUUCCCCAAGGAGUGCGAGCCCCGGAGGAAGAGCCUGCGGCAGUUCUCCAUCACCACGGCGCUCAACACGCUGAACCGCAUGGUGCACGCUCCGGCCGAGCGCCCCGCGCUGCGCAUCAGCUCCCCCGUGCUCAUCAGCUCCAGCAACCCCAGCGUGCCCACGGCGGGCAGCGACAGACCCUGCGGGACCCCCUCGGGCAGCGACAGAGCCGGCGGGACCCCCGCGCAGGUCAGCAGCUCUUACCCCUCAGCAGGAGCCCUGGGGCCGCCGGCUGCCAUCGUGCCCCUGCCCCAGCUGCAGCAGCAGGGCCCAGCCCACCUGAAAUCGAGCCUGUCCGACUCGAAGAUGCCCUCCCUGUACACGUCCUGGACACUGUCCAGCUCCUCGCUGUCCUCCCAGGGCAGCGCGGCGGAGCCGGCCCGGCAGAGCCAAGCGCUGCUGCUGCCCCUGCCCGUGCCCGUGCCCGUGCCCAGCGCCGGGCGCGCCCCGAACCCGGCACCGAACCCGGCACCGGCACCGCUGCGGCGCGGCCGCGGCAGCUCCAGGAAAAACGGGUCCCUGCAGAGGCCGGGGCCGGCGGGGACCCUGCUGCAGGUGACGGGCUCGCUCCGCCGGCCCGCGGGGCGGCCGCAGCCGCUGCAGCCGCUCCCGCCCGGCCCCGCUCCGCCCGCGGCGGCCGCGGACCGGCCCGCGGGCCCGAGCGGCUCUUCUGAGGCCGCAGCGGCGCUGCUGCUCCGGGCGGGCGGGAGCCGGGCCCCGUCCGUCUGCAGCUCGCUGAUCCUGGAGCACAACGAGCCCCCGGGCAGCAGCGAGGCGGCCCCGAAGCCGCCCGCGUCCGCCCCGCCGUCCAUCCUGGUGAAACCAGAGACCUCCCGCAACAGCGCCGAGAAGCAAGUGAAGACAGUGCGGUUCCAGACGCACAGCCCGCCGCCGCCCAAGCGGCACAGCCUGCAGCCCUCGCCCAGGCUGGCCCGCAGCCGCACCGAGCCCGGCCCCGAGGCGCUGCUGGCCGAGCCCCGCCUGGGCCCCGAGCUGCUGCUGCUCUGCUCGCCCCGCCUGGGCUCCAGCCCCCUGCACCCGCGCCGGGCGCUGCACCCCAAGGCGCUGUCGCUGGACCUGUCGGGACAGCUCACCUUCCCCAUCAAGAAGAGCUACAGCAGCAUCUCCGCCACCUGACCGGGCACCCUCUGCCUCCUGCCCGGCCCCGCUCCCUCCCUCGGCGCGGGGCGAGCGCCCGCCCUGCAUCCUCGCCCCGCCCGGGCCGGGCCGGUGCUGCUCCCCCGGGACCUGGGGCUGGCAGAGAGCUGGGGGACCCCAGGGACCCUCCCGGCCUGAGGGCUGUGGCAGACAGACUGA